UUCCUAUAUAAAAAAAAAUUUUUUUUAAAUAUGUUUAUGAAGAGGGGUAACUCUGAUUUGCAAAACACUUUCUUGAACACAUUGAUCAAAAAGUUUAAUAGCCAAGGCAGAUCUUUUUUGAUCAGUAACGCGAGGGUCAAAGAUUUUCCCGUCAUUUUUAUUAGCGAUGCCUUUUCCUCCAUUUUCGGGUAUUCGAGAGGGCAAGUCAUGCGAAAAUCUAGUCUUUGCCAUUUUCUAUUCGGGGAAAUGACGUCGACCUUGGCAAAAUUGGAGAUCGAAAACGCCUUAAUCAAGGGUAUCAACAAGCACGUCGAUGCCUAUUUUUACAAAAAAACAGGCGACAUUGGAUAUUUCAAUCUAUUGGUCGUUCCCAUAAGAAAUACGUCGGGCUUAAUUUACAUAUACGUGCUCAAUUUUAAAGAGGUCGGGUGCCCAAUGUACUCGGAGGAUUCUAAAAAGAUGACCAGGAGCAAGUCUUUCUCCAAGAGCCUCAGAAUUUUCAAGCGCUCAUUGUUGCUGGAUAAAUAUAAAAAUCGUCACGAUAGACUACAUUUGAGCCGCCUCAAACCAAAUAAGUUUUUUGAACAAAGUUCUUACCGAAGUCUUAAGAGAUUACUAUCCAAGCGUAAGUUCAACUCGCCUUCAUCACCGGAAUCAAGACAGGGGAACACGAAUGAGCAUUUCGUUUCAUCUUUAGAUGCGAUUGAUAAUAACGAAAAUUACCUUCUAAAGAAGGAUGUCCGGCGAAUUGAAUCUAACUUAACGUCACCAGCUAAUUGCAAUUCAGAUGAGGCGGAUAAUAACAGUAAUACCGAUUAUAGCUGCCGAGAUCAAGAUCAACAGCGAAACUAUACUUUCGAGGCCUACCUUUACCAACAUUCCUCUCUCUACCACCAACAAACAAAUAACGCCAAAAUUAACCGACCCGUUAGCCAUGGACGCGGCGAACAAUUCUCACCCCGCUUUCGAUACGAUUUCAAUAACAAUAUAAUGACAGAGCCUACAAAUGUUGAUAAUUCCAGGGGCAGGUAUAACCCUUUCGAAAUACGCGCCGAUAUGAACAUUGUUAAACCCACUCUCGAAAAGGUUAAGAUACGUCCUACAAAUUUAAGCCUUGAGAACUCGACCCUGCAAUUAUCAUCUCCGAUUACUUUGACAUCCCCUUCCUUUAGGAUUCAAACCGGUUCAAUGCCAUCUGGGAUAGACGAAAUAGCCCAAUGUGGUAUAAAUAAUAAUGCUACUAACAGAACAUUCGAGCAAUUAGGAAAACAUAGGCGGAGGGCUUUUGGUCAAAACAAUGGAACACGAAACAUGUCACUUCUGGAUAGUAUAAACGACGAAUUGCUGAAGAAUAAAAAAUUGGAAACGUCAAAGGUAGGAUCCACCAAAUUCCUUCAAUUAUCAUCCCACGGUGUAGGAGAAAAAUUUGCCCAAGUGUUAACGUUGGGAGCCGAGAUUUUACCUCAAUACAGAUUUCAGGAAUCGCAUCACAAGCACAGGUACAUAAUAGUACAUUAUUCCCCUUUCAAAGCAUUUUGGGAUUGGAUAGUCUUAUUGCUAGUCAUUUAUACUGCCGUUUUUACUCCUUACGUGGCAGCCUUCUUGCUCAACCACAAUGAAGACGAGGAACUGUUGACUAAAUCAACAACUUCUAGGGGUACCACUACUGUCAACUCGCUUCAAACAACGUCGUCUUUCAAAAUCCGAUCAGAGACUUACAAACCUUCUGAUAAGAAUUCAACAAAAAGCUUUGCCAAGUCUUCCUACUCCUCAUCGGCGUCUCAAGGAUACAAAGAUCCCUUAGUUAUACUUGACCUGGUGGUGGACAUAAUGUUCAUGAUAGAUAUAAUUAUAAAUUUCAGAACCACUUUUGUUAACAAUAAUGACGAGGUUGUUAGUGAUCCGAGAAAGAUAGCCAUUCACUACUUCAGAGGUUGGUUAAUCAUAGAUCUAUUAGCAGCCAUCCCAUUUGAUUUACUACUUUUUGGCUCUCAAACUGACGAAACGACCACAUUAAUCGGAUUGCUCAAAACUGCCAGAUUAUUGAGGCUCGUGAGAGUGGCUCGAAAGCUGGACCGAUAUUCCGAAUAUGGCACAGCUGUUCUUUUAUUGCUCAUGGCUACCUUCGCUCUGAUUGCUCAUUGGUUGGCGUGUAUAUGGUACGCUAUUGGUCACGCGGAAAGACCGUUUUUAUCUGAACCCAAAAUAGGAUGGCUAGAUGAAUUAUCCAGACAAACGCAUCAGUAUUACGUCAACACAACCCAGGGCGGGCCAUCUUUAAAAUCGCGUUAUAUAACCGCGCUUUACUUUACGUUCAGCUCCUUAACCAGCGUAGGUUUCGGGAACGUAUCACCGAACACCAACACCGAAAAAGUGUUUUCCAUAUGCGUCAUGCUGAUUGGAUCAUUAAUGUAUGCGAGCGUUUUCGGUAACGUAUCCGCUAUCAUACAAAGACUCUAUUCUGGCACGGCCAGAUACCACGCCCAAAUGAUGAAAGUUCGAGAAUUCAUAAAGUUUCACAAAAUCCCGGAUCCUUUAAAGCACAGAGUCGAAGAAUAUUUCCAACACGCUUGGUCUUAUACCAAUGGCAUUGAUAUGAAUUCUGUAUUAAAAGGAUUUCCCGAAUGUUUACAAGCCGAUAUAUGUUUACAUUUAAAUCGAAAUCUCUUCAGCAACUGCAAAGCGUUUUCCAAAGCGAGUCCCGGUUGCUUAAGAGCCCUAUCUUUGCGAUUCAAAACUACGCAUGCGCCGCCUGGCGAUAUUCUAGUUCACAAGGGAGACGUGCUCAUGAACUUGUAUUUCAUAGCCAAGGGUUCUAUCGAAAUCCUGAAAGACGAGGAAGUUAUGGCCAUAUUAAGGAAGGACGAUAUUUUCGGCGAAAAUCCUUGCAUUUUUUCUUCCAUCGGAAAAUCUAACUUCAAUGUCCGAGCGUUAACCUAUUGCGAUUUACACAGGAUUCACAGGGAGGAUUUGUUAGAUGUACUGGAAAUGUACCCCGAAUUCGCUCCCCAUUUCAUACAAAAUUUGGAAUUGACUUUCAACUUGAGAGACGAAGACUCAAAUUUCUCCAAUCCAUCCUAUGCCAGAUAUCGGAAAGAUAGGAUGUCACUACCUAAUCCAGCAUACGUUAAUAGUCCAGAAUCUCAGAUACCUCCUUUCCCAGAAAGCACAACUACUUUUGCUUGCAUCCCAUCCCCGUCAGUACUUUUCUCUGGCAGUUCUCCAAAAUUGAUUACCGAAAGGGGCGACUCUGAACCCUUGAUAAAUACCGAUGUCGUCAAAAUUAAAGUUAAAAAUGGUCUGUUUGAUUCCAAAAUUAAAAAAAGAUUGGAUGAAUUCAAACAGCUGUCGCCCUCCAUCAGGCAUGCCAAAUGUUUCUCGCUUUAUGACAUAGAAAAAUUAACGGGCAAAAACGAUAAAACUUUUACUUCUAAAACUUCCCAUCGCAAAGCCAAGCUUAGCCUGAACAAGAUCAUACAACAUUUUCUGCCAAAAUCGGACGAUCAUCGUAUCACGCGUAAUUCCAAUGGCGAUAGAAGAUCAACUAAUGAACCCUUACUAAAUCAUACUUCCGCUCUCCAGUUAAGCGUAGCCUUGGAUCCGCUUAAACUAACCAAUCAAAUCUCUUCCAUUUCGCCCGAUAACGGUGACCCUACCGAAAUGUUUGCCGACUCUACCGCAAAGGAUGGAAUGGAGAAUAAGGGUGAUAAAUUUCUUCUUACAAUGCUCAGACCCUUUCGAUUGCGAAACAGAAGGUUUGGUGGGGAAGUUUUUCAUCGCACAACUAGGAAGUCUUCUUCCGAACAAAGAUUCGGUCAUGAAAACUCACUCAUAAAUGAACUUGAUAAAAGCGGCGGGAGGACGAACAUUAUAGGCCGAACUUUGGUAAAUGAUUUGUCUAGCCAUGACUUCGACAGCAACAGCAGUAUCGAAAUGGAUAAUUCUUCCGCACGAGUUCGCGACAAAACCUACGCCUAUGAAAGGCUCACGCCUCCCAUGUUUUCUCCAGCUAACGCCUCUAAGUUUUUGUUCGAUUCCCCAGAGUCAGUAAUCUUGGAAAAUAAAAAGUUUGAUUACGGCAAACCGAAAUAUAUCUUACAGGAUGAUAACCCGAUUCCGCAAGACCUUAAUACCUUUGAAAGGAACAACGAGGGACUUGAGAGAUCGAGUAAUCAUACGGCUACCCUCUCCCACUCACACACUUACGCAAAAUCUAGGCCCCCGUCCAUCGUAAUAGUAAAAUCGCCUGUCCAGUCCUAUAGUCUAAAUUCGUGUCCCCUCCAAAAAUAUAGGAGUUUAUUAAGCUCGUCGUGCCGAAUUCGUCCCACACCUUCCGUUGGUUUUCUAUCACCUCACGCUCAAACUGAUGUCGAUAAUAAAGACGAGGCGAAUAGACACGGCUCCUUGUCCAAUGUAUUUAACGAUGCCUUUUCUCAUCUCAAACACAGCCUUACGGAUCUGACCAAAACGCUCACUUUCGACAAUUACGAUGUCGCCCAUAAAGUGUUAUAUUUCCUUUUAUCGAUAUUAAAAGGUUUAGGACGCAAAAGCAUGUAUUUCAAAAUGUCACCUUUCAAAUCAAACAAAAAAUAUAAAUUAGAUAGUUGCAAGCUUAUUAAAUCCUAUUCCUUUCCGUUUCUCGGAGCCAAGGGUCGGCCCAAGUACGCGGAGGACCCUGUAGCCCCUCUCGUCAAAGUACGUCACCCCUCCUACUCAAACAGCAUGUACCUUAAUAGGUACACUAUAAACGAUUCGCACUUAUCUUCCACAAAAACUUUGUUCAACGCGAACCAAGAAAUCCUAGAUGAUACGUUGACACCCAAAAUGUCCGAUAAAACAUCUUAUAAACUUGCGGAAGAUUUUAUAGCGAUUGUGGACGAUAAAAUAGACCACCUUUCACGACGAAUCACUGACUUGGAAACGCAUUUAAAUACCGAAAUAUCUCAAAUAAAACAAAUGUUGCAAACCUUGGUAAAAUCCAUCGAUUAUUAACCAAAGCCUCUCGACUUAGUUUAAUUGAAGGUACGGUCCUAUUUUAUAUUCGAUGAAAUAUGAACUCUUGGACUAACGUCCUAAGAAUCAAAUCAAAUAAACUUUGAAUAAUUAUACUCAAGGAAAAUAGAAAUAUAUUAUUUAAAAUUAAAAAUUAUUUUUAAUAAAACUAAAACUGUAUUUCGUAUUAUAUCAUUAUACAAAUAAAUAUAUGAAAAUGCUUCGAUUUAUUUAUAUACAGAUAUUUUUUUUUAAUAUAAAUUUUUGGGAUAAAUG
Molecule: messenger RNA, 5268 nt
Organism: Gordionus sp. m RMFG-2023
Lineage: Eukaryota; Metazoa; Nematomorpha; Gordioida; Chordodea; Parachordodidae
Exons: 25
Coding region: 31-4992 (1653 amino acids)
Biological process (GO): membrane repolarization during action potential; potassium ion transmembrane transport
Cellular component (GO): plasma membrane
Molecular function (GO): inward rectifier potassium channel activity
Source: RefSeq, a predicted model, not a curated record